Molecule: messenger RNA, 291 nt
Organism: Penicillium angulare
Lineage: Eukaryota; Fungi; Ascomycota; Eurotiomycetes; Eurotiales; Aspergillaceae
Exons: 2
Coding region: 1-291 (96 amino acids)
Source: RefSeq, a predicted model, not a curated record
AUGCCGUCCACGAGCGAUGAAAGUCUGAUCGGAACAGAUGUCUUACAGAAUGACUUUAUGAGACCCAACAUCUCUAGUGAAAUGUCAAGUCAAUUGGAAGAUGGCAUCGCCCAGGCAAUAUUAAACAGGCCGGUUAUCCCGACCGGGUUGAGUCGCCCUGGACCUGUUCUGGUAGACAAGCUUUUUCCUCUCAGCUCGGCAGGCACCAUUUACGAUGAGAUGAUCUCGGAUUGUCCAAGAAAACAUUACAUCAGGAAGACGCUAGUCAAUCUAUCUCCACAUGAUCCCUAA